Aedes albopictus (Asian tiger mosquito) is the source of this 4548-nucleotide messenger RNA. RefSeq lists its product as uncharacterized. The transcript has 2 exons. The annotation marks the transcript as partial. NCBI's taxonomy places the organism in Eukaryota, Metazoa, Arthropoda, Insecta, Diptera, Culicidae. The record is from RefSeq and is a predicted model, not a curated record.
UCUGUUCAGACUUGAAAAACUAGACCGGCCUGGCAACCCCAAAAUAGGUUCCACGCGCGAACAGUAGGCAUCCUCUUUACCCCAUGAUAAUUAUUGCGCUAUCUCUUAUCAUGCCGUAGGUAGAUAACGAUACCAUCGAUCAUCUCCGAUCGGUAUCGAUCGUUCCCCAUAUUCACCACUGGCCCCAUCGUAUCACUAAGAAUACGAGAGGCAGUCAGUUCAAUUUCAACCGCACACUGUAUCGCGUCGGACACAAUUUACGUAUAAUAAAUCGGUCGAGCUAGGAAGUGUUGUUUCGAUAAACAAAUGUUAGAAACAUUUUGGUCCUUCGAGCCGGAUGACCGUUGGACGAUCGAAUUGAAAUUGGGCAAAUUGCCUUGUGAACUCCGGUGCCUGUGAACAAUAACACGCCGGUCAGUGACCCGACCGUAGUGCAAUUAGCGCGAUCAAAAUCGCCAUAGUGAUCUGUGGCUCAACCGAGCGAAGAAAACCAUAGGAAAUUGAAUGGGAUUGCAUGCCAUCGUGCGCUGCUGCUAGCCUGAGUGCACAUCGUAGCAAGCCAACGACGACGGACAGCGGUGGAUCUACGCUUGGCGAAAUUGGAGUCAUCUGGUGGAGAUCGAGAUUCAACGAACCAGGACGUGCUGUAGGAUAACAGGGAAGUAAACUUGCAUGUGAUCUGUGGUGGCGCCAUGCAUGCGGUGCACACUGGCAAUUGUAGAGAAGGAUGGAAUAAAAUGGUGGUUUGAAAAUUACUGUUUCAUUUGCAUGCGAAUUUGUGUCCCUGAAGUCUAUGACGGUUGGUCUUUGGUUCUGCUGGCAAACUUUCGGCUUGUUCUUCACCUGGUCGGCUCCCCUCCUCGCAGUCAGCAUUAUUGGUCGUUCUGUUCUCUGUCAAUCGUGGGCCGGAGGGUUGAGUCGCGAAUCGCGGAGGUCGUGUGAAUGUGCACAGUGGUCCAGAAAGCAGAUCUGAAAGUGGUUAAAAGUGACUUGAAAACUUUGAACUGCAGUGUGAAUAGUGUCCAAUGAUACAGCAAUAAACGAAAAGGCAACCAAUUUUGAACGUUGAAAAGUGGUUCGAGAGUGCUAAAAUGACCAGUGAAUUAAAGGAAUUAAAGUCGCAGCAACGGCAGGUGCGGAGUACGUUUGAAGGUGUGAAGCAGUUCAUCCUGAAGUACAAGCGGGAGAAGCAUGAGACCCAAAUCGCAACCAGGAUGGAAAUAUUGGAGGAAGCGAUGAAGAAGCUGUAUGUGCUGCGACGAAAAAUCGAGGUGCUCACGGAAGAAGCUGAUGAGCAGGAGUUUUUGGGCUCAAAGGAGGAACCUGCGGAACUGAAGGCUCGCUUGUCUGCUCUCGUCGAAAAGCGUCAGCUCGAGAACAGCGCUGUCAUCCAGCAAGCUGAAGACACGUACUGUGAGCUGAAAUCGGCACUUCAGAACUUGCGCCCUAAUGAAUCAGCUACACCGUCAGUUCAACCCAGACCCACUGCCUUGUCUACGGUCAAACUACCAGAGAUUCGGCUCCCCAGUUUCGGCGGCAAAAUCCGAGAUUGGGUAACGUUUCGAGACAUGUUUAGAAGUCUGAUCCACCGUAAUCAACAGCUGACGGACAUCGAUAAGUUUACUUAUCUCAGAUCGUCACUUGAAGGCGAAGCGCUCCGGGAGAUCGCAAUGAUUGAAAUUACCGCUGCAAACUACAUCAUUGCCUGGGAAAUGCUGCAGAAACGGUAUGAGAACAAGAAACUAAUUGUCAAGGCUCAUAUCGACGCUCUAUUCGCAGUAGAACCGCUGAAACGAGAAAAUUACGAGGCAUUGUGUCAUCUCAUCAGCGAGUACGACCGCAAUCUUCAAAUGCUGGACAAAAUCGGCGAAGACACCCCGAAGUGGAGUACAAUCCUUGUACACAUGGUGUGCUCCAGACUAGAUGCCGCCACCCUACGAAAUUGGGAAACUCACUAUGGUUCCACGGAGGUCCCAACGUAUGACCAGUUAAUGGAGUUCCUACGCAAGCAUUGUGCUGUACUACAGUCGAUAGUCCCAGCAAAGCCCGCUCAAGUCGAAGUGAAGAAGCCAAAAUUCACCGUGAGUCACGCUCAAACUUCCGCUCCAAAUUCCACCCGUUGUCCAUUCUGCUCGGAAGAAAUGCAUUCAGCCUUCAAAUGCCAAAAAUUCAUCAAGAUGAAAAUCCCGGAACGAUACGAGAAGGUGAAACGGUUUGAGCUCUGCUUGAAUUGUCUUUCGUCGUCACACAUGGUUCGAGUAUGUACGGCUGGCGUAUGUCGAUACUGCCAGAGGAAGCACCAUUCGCUUCUCCACUCCGGAGGCUUCAACAGUGGAAAGUCAACUGCACCAACACCACAGAGCGACUCCUCCGGCCCACAAAUUCAGAAUCGAUCACAGACGACAAACCCACAGCAACCACAGCCACAAGCCCAGAACCAACCAACCCAGACUCAGACAGCUGGUCCCAGUACCAGCUCCUUUCCCAUUGCAAACACAAGUUCGCUCUCGCAAACACCACCACAACCCACCACAGAUCCUACACUUCCAUGCAAUUCUCUCCCCGCCACGAUACACACCCCACCUCGUCAAGUUUUGCUCUCAACGGCACUCGUUCGUGUGUCGGACAAGUUCGGAAAUACCCAGCUAGCUAGAGUCCUUUUGGAUUCCUGUUCCGAAUAUUGCUUCGUCACAACAAGCCUUUCGCAAAGGUUGAGGUUGGCGGAAACGUCCAGCUACCUGUCCGUAGCCGGAAUCGGAGGAUCCGUGGUCAAGUCAACAAAGAUGGUGGAAGCUAAAAUUACUGCAAGAUCCUCUCGUAUCUCCGAGUACUCCGAAAACAUCCAGCUUCACGUGCUUCCUAGACUCACCUCAGAAUUGCCGAUAAAUCCAGUCAACGUACAAGAGUUGGCCAUUCCCAGCGGAUUCAUCUUGGCGGACCCGAACUUCCACAAGCCAGGUCCGAUCGACAUCAUUAUAGGCGCAGAGUACUACUACGACUUGCUCCGGGAGGACAAGGUGAAACUUUCCGACGAUGGACCAACGCUGCAAAGUACCGUCUUCGGAUGGGUGGUCUCAGGACGUAUUUCUGGGAACGCUGUCGAGGUUCCUACAACAGUUUCUCACUCCUGUUCCACUCUCGAUCUACGAGAGCUCAUAGCCAAGUUUUGGGAACUGGAGUCCUGCAAUAGUUCGAGCACUUUGUCGGUCGAAGAAACUAUAUGUGAAGACAUCUAUGAGAAAACGACUGUACGAGAUAACGAAGGAAGAUUUGUCGUAACGCUUCCCAAGAAAGAGCACGUCAUCAGCCAACUGGGAGACUCCAAAGCCAUCGCUCUAAAGCGCCUCCACGGAAUGGAGAGAAGAUUCGCAACGAACGAAAAGUUGAAGGUACUCUACAUCGACUUUGUCCAGGAAUACCUUUCCAUGAACCACAUGCGUGAAGUCGAUGCUGGAGAAGACAAAAGGCCAUCAUAUUAUCUACCUCAUCACGCAGUGCUCAAACCUGACAGCACCACCACCAAGUUAAGAGUAGUGUUUGAUGGUUCCUGCCGCUCCUCGUCUGGAGUGUCCUUGAACGACGGCCUAAUAGUAGGACCUGUGGUGCAGGACGACCUGUUCUCCAUCAUCCUGCGUUUCCACUCUUGGGAAUUCGUGCUGGUAGCGGAUAUUGCGAAGAUGUACCGCAUGGUGAAGGUGGCGGAAGACGAUCAGCCAUUUCAGCGGAUUUUGUGGAGGGAUUCACCUGAUCAGCCUGUCAGGACCUACGAGUUAACCACCGUCACCUACGGAACCGCAUCAGCGCCAUAUCUGGCGACCAAAUGCCUUCAACGGCUAGGCACAGAAGGUGAGACCUCCCACCCGACAGCCGCAAAGGUCGUUCGAAAGGACUUUUACGUUGACGAUUUGUUAACCGGUACCGACAGCAUCGAAGAAGGGAAAGCACUCGCCACGGAGCUCAUUUCCCUGACAAACUCAGCUGGCUUCACGUUGCGCAAGUGGAGCUCGAACAGUUCCGAGCUGAUGUCUACGAUUCCAGCAGAACUUCGAGAUGAACGCACCACCCUGGAACUAGAUUCGUCGACGUCGGUUGUAAAAACGCUUGGGCUUACUUGGGAACCGGCCAAGGACAUCUUCAAGUUUGCCGUACCACGCUGGAGCUCUGAGCCAACCAUCACCAAGCGGGUCGUUCUCUCCGACACUGCUCGCAUUUUCGAUCCACUGGGCCUCCUCGGUCCGGUAACUGUCCAAGCGAAAAUAUUUCUCCAGCAGCUUUGGAAGCAGAAGUCGGAUUGGGAUGAUGCCUUGCCAGAAACCUUUCAGGCCUUCUGGAACGAAUUUCGUCGGAACGCCGGCGCCCUCGAGUCUCUCUCGGUUCCACGAUGGACCGGCUUCAGUAGCGGUUUAGCGUCGGUGGAACUGCAUGGGUUUUGCGAUGCGUCGGAGGCAGCAUAUGGUGCCUGCCUGUAUCUGCGGUGCGAAUCACCGGACGGAUCAGUUAUCGUCCGCCUCAUCACUUCGAAAUCGCGCGUAGCGCCACUGCACAAUG